Molecule: messenger RNA, 3814 nt
Organism: Cuculus canorus (common cuckoo)
Lineage: Eukaryota; Metazoa; Chordata; Aves; Cuculiformes; Cuculidae
Gene: GCG
Product: glucagon
Exons: 7
Coding region: 98-718 (206 amino acids)
Biological process (GO): negative regulation of apoptotic process; adenylate cyclase-modulating G protein-coupled receptor signaling pathway; positive regulation of insulin secretion involved in cellular response to glucose stimulus
Cellular component (GO): extracellular region
Molecular function (GO): hormone activity; glucagon receptor binding
Source: RefSeq, a predicted model, not a curated record
CAGAUCUCAGGAUCCUCAAGGCUUGCCAUAGUUCCAGAAGACAGAGUAGCAGCUCUUUCUGCAACUGCUACCUAUCACUUCAAAGUAUAACAAGGCAAUGAAAAUGAAGAGUGUUUAUUUUGUUGCUGGGCUCCUUUUAAUUAUAGCUCAAGGCAGCUGGCAAAAUCCUCUUCAGGAUACAGAGGAGAAAGCAAGAACAUUCAAAACUUCCCAGUCUGAACCACUAGAUGAAUCUAAACAGCUGAAUGAAGUGAAACGUCACUCACAAGGCACAUUCACCAGUGACUACAGCAAGUACUUGGACACUAGACGGGCUCAGGACUUUGUGCAAUGGUUAAUGAGCACUAAAAGGAAUGGCCAGCAAGGAGAGGAGGACAAAGAAAAUGACAAAAUCCCGGACCAGCUCUCAAGCAAUGCGAUCUCCAAGCGUCAUGCUGAAUUCGAGAGACAUGCUGAAGGCACCUACACCAGUGAUAUCACUUCUUAUUUGGAAGGUCAAGCUGCCAAGGAGUUCAUUGCUUGGUUAGUGAAUGGACGAGGAAGAAGAGAUUUCCCAGAAAAAGCUCUUGUGGCAGAAGAAUUGGGCCGAAGACACGCAGAUGGCACUUUCACAAGUGAUAUCAACAAAGUCCUUGAUGACAUAGCUGCCAAAGAGUUCCUAAACUGGCUGAUUAACACAAAAGUUACCCAAAGGGACCUUUUGGAAGAAUACCAGUAAAAAAAGCAGUAGAAAAAUGAGAUGAACGAAGAUCUUCAAUGCAUCAACUGCCAGCUAUUAACAGAUUCUGAAACCUAUAUUCUGUCAUUUACAUUGGAUGUAACAAAGCUAUGUUACCUUGCAUGCCAGGAAAUAAUUGUACUAUAGUUUAGUGUAGCCAAAGUUUUAUAUAUGGAAAAUAUACUGUCUAAGAGAUGGAUGGUUAUCUAAACAGCUUUAAGACUAUGAAAGUUCCAUAUCUUCAUAUUUUCAAUUUAUUAGGACUGAAGUAAUUCCAUUUAUAUUUAAUGAUAAAAUUAUUUUUCUAAAAAGUUGACUUCUACACGCAAAGUAUUCUACCAUCAAUUAGAUGUGCUACUUUUAAGGGGCUGGCAGUUACAAAUACCUGAGAAGUGAAUAUCCCUCUUAAAACCUUUGUUAUAAAAAGGCUAAGCUUUAAGGAUAUUAAACAAUAGCCUUAAAUAAAUUUUUUCAAGCUUCUUUUCUGUUGACUUUUCAUGUGUAUAUCCCCUGUGUCUCUUUGCACUCCAUAUCAUUUUAUUCUAAUAUUUUAGUGUCACUGAGAUCUCGGGAGUGGUUUGUUUGGAGUGAUAAAACAAACUCAACCUUUCGUAUUGUCACAUUUUUCUUCACAAGGACUCUCCAUAAAAGAGCUGUAGGAACUUUGAAUUAUCUUUAGCUGAAAAGGAAAUCAUGUAAGAAGAAGCUAGGGAGAAAAGCAGCACUAAACAGACAAGUAUUCUUGCUCCUCAGCAAAAGCAGGACAACUUUAAAAAUAUUAAGUGUGAUAUAGUCCAUUAGUAGUGGAAACUGCCUCAUUAUUCCUUCAGAUUUUACAAGACUGCCAGGAAGAAAGCCAACCCAAAUUGCCCUGCAGUCACUCUAAUCUGUGUUGCAUUUUGCUUCCUUCUUCCUCUGAGAACCACUUUGUCCAUCUUCUCUUGCAACACUGUACUGUAAUUUACAACUGUUACUGAUAUCAGUAACUUGUGCCAUCUCCAUUAUGGUGACAGAACAUUUUGCCUGCAGAUCUCAGUUUGUAGCAACCCAAACUAUUACACUCUCAGCUGGUAAGGGCAUGUUUUUGUAGGUAUGGUAGUAACUGCAACUGUCAAAUAGCCUCAGGUGCUGUUAUGCACCUCUUACUUCUGAUGACUAUCCAAACCCUCUUUUCUCCCCUCGCUGUAAUAGCAAUAUGCCAGGUAUCUAUAUUAAAAUGUACUAAAGGGCAAGUGGUUUAACAGAAAGACAACAGGCUUAGCAAGUAUCUAGUAGAAGUUGAUGUGAAACAGGAGCGUUGUUGAAUCAGAAUUAGAACCUAUAAAUUUUGCUAGGAAUAACUAAUAUGAUUUUGUGUCUCGCUUAUUUCUUAAAGGCAUUUGAAACUUUCACUAACAGUCUAGAAUUUCUGGAAAAGUAAGAUUAGAUCAUCCUCCCAAAGUGCUACAGGAACCAGUAUUCUGUAAUUUCAGAUCAGGACUGACCAUAGUCAACUUGUCAUCUCGAAUCUUGCGCCAAAAAAAAAAGUUAUAGUGUCCAAAAUACCACUAGAUAUUAAAAAAAAAAGGGUGAGGAAAAAGAAUGUAUACAUAUUUGUUGUUUAUUUAAUCCCAUUUGUACACAAUGGUUCUGUUCCAAGUGCUUCUGGAACUGAAAAAUAUUGUUAUAUGCAGUUGGAUCCAUACGGUCCAGGCUGAAACAGUACAGUUAAUUCUUCCACAUUCAAGGUUAGGCAAUUGUCUUUAAAAUGUUUUAUUCCACUAUGUCCAGGAUAUUUACUGCUCUGACGGUCAGGAUUCUUGAGUUACAAAUUCAUUUUCCUAUGGUGUCUGUCAGCAGCGUAUUUGAGCACUUCCUGAUGAUAGCUUUGUUAGCCAUGAAAGUACUGGCUUUCCCACAUUUUUAUGCAUAAGAUGCUUUUAGGAACAGAGGGGUAUAAAUUAUUUUCUCGAAGUUAUGCACCUUGUGCAAAGCACAGCAAAAAUAUUUAACCUCUAAUUUUCUGAGUCCCAAUCUAGAGCAUGAAUCAAAAGAUACCCUUUCUUCAGAAGUGAGAUGAAGUUGAGCAUGUUCCAGAUGUUCCAAACACAUUUUAGUUCAAGAGGACUAGGACUUACAUAUUCUGAAAUCACAGAGCAAGUCCAUACGGGAUCAAAAAAUGAGGUAUGUGCUGGAUCUUUCUUAUAUAUGCUAGAUGAAAUUCAGCGAAUAGUACAAACAUAGGGCAAAAUAAGUAGCACUCACUUGUUCAAAAAAGUGUCUUCACUAUACAAUAGCUGCUCAUGUGUGCAGGCUGAGAGAGGGCAGAGCCACUGCAGCACUCAAGCCUAAAAAGAAUUGCAAUUUAUAUUUUAAUCUUCAUUUUGUACUCCAGUAAGAGAGAGAGAUAGUUCUAGACCCUACAUGCUGUGAGUGGUACAUUAGCAAAGAAAUUUAGGAACAGAGUGGACUGAAGAUUUCUAUUAAAUCACACUUGGUUUUCAAAGUCUUCAAGCAAUGGAGGAACAGAGGUCAAUUAUGUUGAUUGCAUUGUCUGUGGUACUGCUGCUUGUAUGGGGUGCUUCAAUUUGCUCCCAGCAAACAGAGCAAGGGAAGCAGGACUGCCUAAGGGAAUCACGCUCCGGACCCUGUUUCAACCAUGUUUCAGCAUUACCCAAGAUGGCUAUGCCCUCUUCCACUCCUGGAAACAUUUAUUUUCCUGCCAAGGACCAAAACUCUGUGCAGCUUAUUAAAAUCAUAUGCCCUGGUUUGUAUAGAACAGGAUGUUCUUGACUGGCAUGCUAUAAAAGAGAGCAUUGUUGCAAUGCUCCUUUGCACCUGAUCUGAUAGUUAGGAUAUGGGUCACAUCUUAUUUAAAAUACAUUGUAAAUGUAUCAUAGAUGCAGUUUCUGGAGCAUAAACGUAACUUUUUUUGUUUUCAUUCACUUCACUGACUUCUUCUCUCUACUAGAAAACCAAACCUUUUAUCUUCUUUAAGUCGUACAAAAACCGUGCUGCUGGCCCAGCUGUUUUGCCUCUAUUGUGUAUGUACACCUUCUACAGUCCUAUAUUCAAUGAACUCAUGUAUGUAUCUACAGUCCUUUGUGUAUCUUCACA